AUGAGAAAUGCUACUAUAACAACAUUUAUUCUUCUGGGACUGACAGAUGACCCUCAGCUGCAAGUUCCAAUUUUCAUCUUUCUAUUUAUCACCUACAUGCUAAGUUUAACUGGGAACCUGACCAUCAUCACACUCACCUUUAUGGAUCCCCACCUUAAAACACCCAUGUACUUUUUCUUAAAAAAUUUCUCCUUUUUGGAGAUCUCAUUCACAUCUGCUUGUAUUCCCAGAUACUUGUAUAACAUAGCCACAGGCGACCAGCUCAUUACUUAUACAGCUUGUGUUACUCAAGUGUUUUUCACUGACCUCUGUGCAGUAACAGAAUUUUUUCUGCUGGCCGCCAUGUCCUAUGACCGUUAUGUGGCCAUCUGCAAACCCCUGCACUACGUGACCAUCAUGAGCAGCAGGGUCUGCAGAAUUCUCAUCACCUCAUGUUGGAUGGCUGGUUUGUGUGUAUUAAUCCCUCCACUUAGUGUGGGCUUAAAUCUAAAAUUUUGUGACUCGAACAAGAUUGAUCAUUUUGGAUGUGAUGCAUUUCCCCUCAUGAAAAUCACAUGCUCAGAUACUUGGUUCAUGGAACAGACAAUAAUCAUCUGUGCUGUGCUGACUCUGAAUAUAACUCUGACUUGUGUGGUUCUGUCAUACACUUACAUAAUCAAGACGAUCUUUAGGUUUCCUACAGUUCAGCAGAAGAAAAAGGCCUUUUCCACCUGUUCCUCCCAUAUGAUUGUGGUAUCUAUCACCUAUGGGACAUGUAUUUUCAUCUAUAUGAAUCCUACAGCAAAGGAAGAAGUAACCGUUAAUAAGGUGGUUUCACUGCUCAUUUCUUCUGUUUCACCUACACUUAAUCCAUUUAUAUAUACCUUGAGAAACAAUCAAGUAAAGAAAGCCUUCAAAUACUUUAUCAAAAGAAUUGCUUUGUUCUCAUGUAAAAGGUAA
Molecule: messenger RNA, 939 nt
Organism: Erinaceus europaeus (western European hedgehog)
Lineage: Eukaryota; Metazoa; Chordata; Mammalia; Eulipotyphla; Erinaceidae
Product: olfactory receptor 6C2-like
Exons: 1
Coding region: 1-939 (312 amino acids)
Biological process (GO): G protein-coupled receptor signaling pathway
Cellular component (GO): membrane
Molecular function (GO): G protein-coupled receptor activity; olfactory receptor activity
Source: RefSeq, a predicted model, not a curated record